This is a messenger RNA of Canariomyces notabilis, 459 nucleotides long. RefSeq lists its product as uncharacterized. NCBI's taxonomy places the organism in Eukaryota, Fungi, Ascomycota, Sordariomycetes, Sordariales, Chaetomiaceae. The transcript has 2 exons. The record is from RefSeq and is a predicted model, not a curated record. The coding region runs from base 106 to 348 and encodes 80 amino acids.
GGUUGGACCGUUUUGGCCGGUUCUGCUGGGCAAGGGGAAGAAGAAGAAGAGGGAGACGGAGGGGAUGAUGCUGGAGGUGGCCAAGAACUUGCGGCCGGUUCCGCCAUGGAGAAUUUCCUGGGCGUUAGCAACCUCAUCUCGGUGGCAUUUUUGCUCCUCGGCAUUGCCUCAGCAAUCGCUGCUCUUGUGUUCUUGGCCCCUACCAGGGAUUUUGUCUCCUGGAUGAGGUCGCGGCUUGCCGGCUGGACUGUUCCUCCCCCGGGGCGGCUCUUGCGUGUCCUUGCCAGACCGGCUGGCCUUGCAAUCUCAUUUGCCAGAGGAAUUUACAGGUGGUGGCGGCAGGCAUGAUCAUUGAGAGGGCAGCCAGCGGAACACUUUUAGAUACAUAUUGCAUUGAGCAGGAAGUAAGACAUGGCCGGUUUUCUUUCUCCGCGGGUCGUUUAUCUGUUAGGAUUCCAC